Molecule: messenger RNA, 415 nt
Organism: Tilletiaria anomala UBC 951
Lineage: Eukaryota; Fungi; Basidiomycota; Exobasidiomycetes; Georgefischeriales; Tilletiariaceae
Exons: 1
Coding region: 109-327 (72 amino acids)
Source: RefSeq, a predicted model, not a curated record
UUGCAUUUUGGUUGGCAGCCAGCGGUGAGCAUCAGAACAGAGGCAGGCGCGGUCCCCCCUCCAAGAAACUCAACUCCUGUGCCACCAAGGGGUUCUGCGCUCCAGUGCAUGUUUCCCCCUUCUCUCUCGCUAUGCCUCAUGAUCACCGUUGGUAGUGGAGGAACAGGGGAGGCUGGCGGGCACACGGAACAGUAUAUUGGCGAUUUGGACGAAGAACAAGCGCAAAAAGCACGGGAACAAUCUAGGCCAGUUUCCAGGAGGUCCCGCACUUCCGUCGCCCAAUGGGGAAAAGGGCUUGCUCACGGAACUGCGACGGAGAGAGCCUAGAAGUGAGCUGGGAACAACCCUACUUGAGCAUCUACCACCACGCACCACAGCAUCUUUGCACGGUAAUCGUCAUUUAGAUCAGAAAGCU